UUUCCCUAUGACUAUACUUCACCCUUCUACUUUAUAUUAACCCUUAUACUCACCGUUUUGCUUGUGCAAUUCUGUUCGAACUCCAUAAUCAUUGUGGAUGGUCUGUUCGGUUGGUUCGUUUACAAUAUCUCGGCACAUCUGCAAAUUAUGCGCCUAAAGUUGGAACAGCUUUUACAAUUGCACGUAGAGGAUCCGAACUUUAAUCGUGAUUUCGUAGCUUUCGUCAAUUAUCAUCGAGAAAUUAUCGACUUGACUUUGGAGCUUGAUGCUGUUUAUGCGCCAAUCAUAUUCUUGGAAGUUACGUCUUCGUCCUUGCCGAUCUGUUUUUUUGCCUAUCAAUUGUCCUACCUAUCCGACCCGGCGAAUGUGCCCUUCAUAUGUCUGCUGUUGGCGUCCAUUGUACUUCAAUUGAUGAUUUAUUGCUUUGGCGGUGAGAAAGUGAAAAAUGAGUGCGAACAACUCUCUGAAAAUAUUUACUUGCUAAUACCAUGGCAGAACCUGCCACCAAAAUAUUGCCGUCUGUUACUAACCCCGUUUAUUCACUCGCAGCGUGUUUUAGUCUUGACCGGCUACUUCUUCACAGCCAAUCGCAGUCUACUUGUAUGGAUAUUCAAAACCGCAGGCUCAAUCACUGCCAUGUUAUUUGCAUGGAAAGAAAAAAAGGUGGUGUAA
Molecule: messenger RNA, 672 nt
Organism: Bactrocera oleae (olive fruit fly)
Lineage: Eukaryota; Metazoa; Arthropoda; Insecta; Diptera; Tephritidae
Product: odorant receptor 45a
Biological process (GO): detection of chemical stimulus involved in sensory perception of smell; sensory perception of smell
Cellular component (GO): plasma membrane
Molecular function (GO): olfactory receptor activity; odorant binding
Source: RefSeq, a predicted model, not a curated record